Messenger RNA from Aureobasidium namibiae CBS 147.97, 2385 nucleotides. RefSeq lists its product as uncharacterized. Gene Ontology annotation, molecular function: ATP hydrolysis activity; ATP binding; ABC-type oligopeptide transporter activity. Gene Ontology annotation, biological process: transmembrane transport. NCBI's taxonomy places the organism in Eukaryota, Fungi, Ascomycota, Dothideomycetes, Dothideales, Saccotheciaceae. The transcript is spliced from 2 exons. Bases 1 to 2385 code for a protein of 794 amino acids. Gene Ontology annotation, cellular component: membrane. The record is from RefSeq and is a predicted model, not a curated record.
AUGCACCCUCGCCAAUGGCUCUGCUCAAGAGCAUGUCAGGAGUCAUCUACUCUGUUGUCCGUCCUGUCGAGGUCUUCUCUUGCUCCAGCUAGAUACAGUCGCUUUCUGAGCACACAACCGAAACAACCGCCAUCAAUACCCUCGCAUACCCUUGGCCUCUCAUGCGCUCGCUUAACACCUCUAUCACGACCCUCGUCGCAUUCGCCCACUCAGUCCGCUGUAUCACUGGCUUUCAGGCGCCCAUUUACUCGUUCUGCGAUUGUCGCAAAGUCUCAAGAGGCUGCCCGCUCAUAUCGAGAUGAGAUCAAAAACCAACCAGAUCGCGAGGACGAUGAUGCCAUGGACGACCAAUCAUUCAAGCCCACAGAAAAGGCAAAGAGUGCUGCUCAGCUGAAUUUGUCGGCAAAGCUGAGCAAGGACGGCAACGGAAAGACUGGUGGCCAGAAUGAAAUUUGGAGAUUGCUCAAAAUUGCCCGUCCUGAGCUCAAGGUCCUCUCCUGGGCUUUCCUUUUCUUACUCAUAUCAUCAUCUAUCUCCAUGUCUUUACCCUUUUCAAUCGGUAAGAUUAUGGAUGCUGCUACCAAGCCUGCUGAAGAAGGCGGGGACCACCUCCUUGGUAUGACCAUGCCUGUCUUCUACAUUGCUCUGGGCACCAUUCUCUCCAUUGGUGCUGCUGCAAACUACGGCCGUAUCAUCAUUUUGCGCAUCGUUGGUGAGCGUAUUGUCACCAGACUGCGUUCUCAGCUCUUCAGACGUACUUUCAUCCAGAACGCAGAGUUCUUCGAUGCCAACCGCGUAGGUGACUUGAUCUCGCGUCUUGGCUCAGACACCAUCAUUGUCGGAAAGAGUAUCACUCAGAACGUAUCUGAUGGUCUGCGAUCCCUGGUUUCUGCUGUCGCUGGUUUCGGUCUCAUGGGCUAUGUCAGUAUCAAGCUGACUGGUAUCUUGGCUCUCAUGUUCCCACCCGUCGCCAUCGGGGCUUUCUUCUACGGUCGAACCAUCCGCACGCUAUCGAGAACCAUCCAAAGGAACCUUGGAACUUUGACAAAAAUUGCCGAAGAGCGUCUAGGAAAUGUCCGCACCUCUCAGGCGUUCGCUGGUGAGCAGCAAGAGGUGCACCGCUACAACACCCAAGUGCGCAAAAUCUUCGAGCUCGGCAAGAAGGAGGCUCUUAUUAGUGCUGUUUUCUUCAGUACCUCUGGCUUCAUGGGUAACAUGACUUUCCUGGCUCUCUUGUACUUUGGUGGUGGCAUGGUCAAGACUGGUGCCAUCAGUGUCGGCGAUCUGACCAGUUUUCUCAUGUACACAGCAUAUGCCGGAUCCUCACUGUUUGGUCUCUCUGGCUUCUACUCGGAGCUGAUGAAAGGGGUGGGAGCUGCGUCGCGCCUGUUCGAGCUACAAGACCGCGAGCCUACCAUCAGCCCUACCAAGGGUGAACCUGUCAAGAGUGCGAGAGGUGAUAUCGUUUUCCAGAAAGUCAGCUUUGCAUACCCCACUCGCCCGGCGGUGCCCAUUUUCAACGAGCUAGACUUUACCAUCAAGCAAGGCACCAAUGUCGCAAUUGUUGCUCCAUCGGGUGCUGGUAAGUCUACAGUGGCCAGUCUGAUCAUGCGCUUCUAUGCACCUGCCAACGGACACAUUCUCAUCGGUGGACGCGAUGUGACGACCAUGAACGCCAAGCAGUUGAGGAGGAAGAUUGGUUAUGUCGGUCAAGAGCCUGUCCUCUUCUCGGGCACAGUUGCUGAGAACAUUGCCUAUGGCCGACCUCUGGCAACUCGCGCAGAGAUCAUCGCUGCUGCACGCCAGGCCAACUGCCAGUUCAUCUCCGACUUCCCCGAGGGCCUCGAAACACACGUCGGUGCAAGAGGCACGCAACUUUCCGGCGGUCAGAAGCAAAGACUGGCCAUCGCCCGCGCCCUGCUCAAGAACCCAGACAUCUUGAUCCUGGACGAAGCAACGAGUGCACUAGACGCCGAAUCCGAAACCCUGGUCAAUCAAGCCCUGAACAGACUUCUCGCAGGCAACAACACCACGAUUUCCAUCGCACAUCGCUUGUCGACAAUCAAGCGCUCAGAUAUGAUCAUCUGCAUCGACAACGAGGGCAAGGUAGCCGAAACAGGCACUUACAACGAACUCAGCAAGAAGAAAGAAGGCGCCUUCAGCAAACUGAUGGAAUGGCAAAUGUCUGGCAAUGAAGCCGCAAAGUCACGUCCUCAUGGCCCGAAGAUUGGGGAGGAAGAGGAGAUUGAGCAUGAGCUUCAAGACGGUGAGGCUGAGCAAGAAGGUCGUGAUCAGAUGCAAGAAGAAGGUACAAAAUAUAGAGGCGAGGACAUCACUGCUGGGGAGGCUGUUGCCGAGAGGACGCCAAAGAGUACAGGGAGAUAG